AUGAGUUCUUAUUGCAUACGUUUUGAAGCGAGUCUUCUCAUGAGGGCUGAGAGGCAUCGCUUUCACGACCUCAAGAAUCGUUAUGGAGAGGAUAUACGACUCGAAAACGCAUUCAAGAAACAAAAGUAUCAAACACUGAGAACUUCAGUAAUCGUUUGUCAGCGACUCUUCCGCGCCAACCAUCUCAUGAGAGUUGAGAAACAAGACUAUCAAACACUGAGGUCUUCGGUAAUUGUUUGUCAGCGGGUUUUCCGCGCCAAUCGUCUCAUGAGAAUUGAGAGACAAAAGUAUCAAACACUGAGGUCUUCAGCAAUUGUUUGUCAACAGCUGUUUCGCGCCAAUCGUCUCAUGAGGAUUGAGAGACAAAAGUAUCAAACACUGAGGUCUUCAGCAAUUGUUUGUCAACAGCUGUUCCGCGCAAAGAGACUCAUGAGACUUGAGAAACAAAAGUUCAAUAAAUUGAGAGUUUAUACGAUUUUAAUUCAACGAAGAUUUCGAUCAAACUUUAAGGACAUCCGGGAGAGAAGGGCUGCCAUCAAAAUACAGUCGUUAUGGAGAGGAUAUACGACUCGAAAACGCAUUCACGAGGAGAACGAGAAGAUCGAGAAAGCCUUCCAACGGAUACUGACAUCGACUUCAUUGGCCACCGAAGACAUGCAAUUAGGAAACCGAACGCAUAAUUCACUCCAGAAACUGCUGUCUUAUGAAUCACUACUACUUUUGGCCCACGAUUUGGAGGCAUUGGAUCGCACGACACGACUGUCACCGGAAUCGUGUGAAACACUUGUCUAUUACGAUGCCAUCAGAAUCCNUGAAUCACUACUACUUUUGGCCCACGAUUUGGAGGCAUUGGAUCGCACGACACGACUGUCACCGGAAUCGUGUGAAACACUUGUCUAUUACGAUGCCAUCAGAAUCCUUCUUCAGAUCCUCAAUGAGACCAAUCGCAGCGAACCUCACAAACAGAUCAUUGCUCUCACCGUUAAUAUUCUCCUCAAUAUCGCCAAAAACGUAAAGGAAGAUAAGCGCAAAGUGGAGGCAAUCAAACAGAUUAGCGAUCACUCGAUGAAAGACAAAUGUGAUACGGGAAGGAAUCGUGUCUUUUAUCCGACUCUGUAUUCCAAUCAAAAGCGCAUUCAAUUAGCUCAAGAACUGGGCACUGGUAUUGCCAUUUGGGAGAUCGGACAGGGAUUGCACUACUUCUAUGAUCUCCUUAACAUUCCUACCAUUUAUUAG
Molecule: messenger RNA, 1236 nt
Organism: Oppiella nova
Lineage: Eukaryota; Metazoa; Arthropoda; Arachnida; Sarcoptiformes; Oppiidae
Source: the annotation of a GenBank genome assembly